UGUGCAUGCAGCACAGUUUGUGUGCUUACAACUUGUGGACGGUUUCCAGUGUGGAGCUAUUGAAGAGAAAGCCGUGGGACCAUCCCAUCUCAUGGGACAUUCGGAAUGGGACCACAAGCGAGGACUAAGGGGGCCCCAGUCUUCAGGAACCAGUAUCACUGUGGAUAUUGCUGUGAUGGGCGAGGCCCACGGCCUCAUUACUGACCUCCUGGCAGACCCCUCUCUGCCACCGAAUGUGUGCACAUCGUUGAGGGCCGUGAGCAACCUUCUCAGCACACAGCUCACCUUCCAGGCCGUUCACAAGCCCAGAGUGAAUCCAGCCGUUUCCUUCAGUGAAAACUAUACUUGUUCUGACUCCGAAGAGAGCUCCGAGAAAGACAAGCUGGCUAUUGCCAAGCGCCUGAGAAGGAGUUUGCCCCCUGGCUUGUUGAGACGAGUUUCAUCAACUUGGACAACUACCACCUCUGCAACAGGUCUACCCACCUUGGAGCCUGCACCAGUAAGGAGGGACCGUAGUGCCAGCAUCAAACUGCAUGAAGCACCUUCAGUCAGUGCCGUUACUCCUGACUCUUGGAACAGCCCAGCGAUGAUGACCCUCACCAAAAGCAGGUCCUUUACUUCAUCGUACACUGUGUCGGCAGCGAACCACGUGAAGGUGAAGAAGCAGAAUCGACCAGGUGACUUAAGUACAAUUUCACCUCUCUCCUCCCCUUGCUCCUCACCUCUCCAAGGGACUCCUGCCGGCAGCCCCAUCAGCAAAGUUUCUACAGUGCAGUUUCCAGAACCUGCUGACACACCUGCCCGACAAGGCCCGGGUUCCCACAAGCCCUUAACGUGCACGCAGAGCGCCCCCGACCUUUCUCCCCAGAGCCUGGCUGCACCUGUGAUAUGUAGCAGCUGUGGCCGACCUUACUCCCAGGGAAUUCCUGCUGACAGGCCCCUGGACAGAAGCGGCCCAGCCCCUCGGAUGCCGAGCAGAGCAGAUGACGCUGCUCAAGUUACCUCUGAUUACGAAACCAACAACAACAGCGACAGCAGUGACAUCGUCCAGAAUGAAGAUGAGGCCGAGUGCCCCAGCCAGCCGCUGAGGAACGUGUCUGCCUGUCGCACCUUCCCUCCCGAGACCUUGAUGUUCGUGGAUAAGCCAAUUCUUGCUCCUGAACCUCUUGUCAUGGAUAACCUGGACUCAAUCAUGGAGCAACUAAAUACUUGGAAUUUUCCAAUUUUUGAUUUAGUGGAAAACAUUGGAAGAAAAUGUGGCCGUAUUCUUAGUCAGGUGUCCUACAGACUUUUUGAAGACAUGGGUCUCUUUGAAGCCUUUAAAAUUCCUGUUCGGGAAUUUAUGAAUUAUUUUCAUGCUUUGGAGAUCGGAUAUAGGGAUAUUCCUUAUCACAACAGAGUUCACGCCACUGACGUCCUGCAUGCUGUUUGGUAUCUUACAACACAGCCCAUCCCGGGCCUCUCCACUGUCGUCAGCGACCAUGGAUCAGCAAGUGACUCAGAUUCUGACAGUGGAUUCACGCAUGGACAUAUGGGAUAUGUAUUCUCAAAAAUGUAUACUGUGCCUGAUGACAGAUACGGCUGCCUCUCUGGGAAUAUCCCUGCCUUGGAACUGAUGGCUCUGUACGUGGCUGCGGCCAUGCAUGACUACGACCACCCGGGAAGAACGAACGCCUUCCUGGUCGCCACCAGUGCGCCUCAGGCAGUGCUAUAUAAUGAUCGCUCGGUUUUGGAAAAUCAUCAUGCAGCUGCUGCGUGGAAUCUUUUCAUGUCCCGGCCAGAAUACAACUUUUUAGUUAACCUUGACCACGUGGAAUUUAAGCACUUCCGUUUCCUUGUCAUCGAAGCAAUAUUGGCCACUGACCUGAAGAAACACUUUGACUUCGUAGCCAAGUUUAAUGCCAAGGUAAAUGAUGAAGUUGGAAUAGAUUGGACCAAUGAAAACGAUCGCCUACUGGUUUGUCAAAUGUGUAUAAAGUUGGCAGAUAUUAAUGGACCAGCUAAAUGUAAAGAAUUGCAUCUUCAAUGGACAGAAGGCAUUGUUAAUGAAUUUUAUGAACAGGGUGAUGAAGAGGCCAGCCUUGGUCUGCCCAUUAGCCCCUUCAUGGACCGCUCUGCCCCUCAGUUGGCUAAUCUACAGGAAUCCUUCAUCUCUCACAUUGUGGGUCCCUUGUGCCACUCCUAUGACUCAGCAGGGCUGAUGCCAGGAAAAUGGGUGGAAGACAGUGAUGAGUCAGGAGAUACUGAUGACCCAGAAGAGGAGGAGGAGGGGGAAGAAGAGGCAGAGGCACCCAACGAGGAAGAAACCUGUGAAAAUGAAUCUCCAACAGUGGAGUUAGCAUUAUCGCUAAAGGCAGGACCAUUCUACUGCUGCCUGGUGUUAAAAGGUGUUGUUUUCAGCUCAAGCUCUGUGAAAGAAAGCUUUCAAAAGGAGGAAAAUCUACUGCCAAAUAACUCAGCACCUACUGCAGAACCACAAGAUGUGGAAGAAAGUCAUUGAAGAUGAACAGCGAUUGGCGGGCAUAGAAAAUCAGUCUGUGGAGCAGACCCUUCCACAGCCAUCCUCGGAAAAGAUCCAGGCUAUUGAGGAAGAAGAGGAAGAAAAGGGGAAGCCAAGAGCCGAGGAGAUCCCAGCCCCACAGCCCAACCAGUGACAAUGGACAGAUGAGUUGUGUUCCCAAACACAUUGACUUGCCACAGACUCUUUUCAAGCCAGCAUAACACUUAGACACAACACUGUAGAAAUAUGAGAUGAUGGUCAAAUGGCUCUUGCAUUUGAGGACUCUGUGUGUUUUCUGUGUUGUUUUUAUGGUGAGGUACAUUGUUUAAAACUCUUGCUCAAGGAAGCUUUCACAUUGCAACACCAGCUUCUAAGGAUAUUUUUAAAGAAGGAAAUAUAUACAUCUGUGUGUGUGUGUGUGUGUGUGUGUGUGUGUGUGUGUACACAAGCUCCCACGUAGACACACAUAAGAAAAAUACACAUAUGUGCACACGGACACAUGCACACACUACACUGAAAGCCAGGAUUGCUGGCUCCACAACACAGUAACAUUAAUAUUUAUAUAGUGGUCACUGUGAUAUAUUAAAUCAUAGAAGAAAACCUGUCGCAAAGGAAGUGUGGGAGGCCUAGCAAGGAAGCAGUGCAACCAACAUAACCUACCAGCUAAGCAGCUCUUGCUCUUAGCACUGAGGGCUGAAAGUUCCAGAGCGUUAUUUGAAUUGAGGUACAUCGUGCCAACACUGUACAUAUGCAUGGGCAGGAGAGAGUCUCAAGAUUUGAGUAGUUCGGAGAGAAAACUAUAGCAGUUGACUUAGUACCAUGUGAACAAGUGGAAGAUGUUCCCUCUGGAAGGUCUUUGAGAGACAACCAUUCCAAAU
Ochotona curzoniae (black-lipped pika) is the source of this 3378-nucleotide messenger RNA. It is a transcript of the gene PDE3A, whose product is annotated as phosphodiesterase 3A. Lineage: Eukaryota; Metazoa; Chordata; Mammalia; Lagomorpha; Ochotonidae. Gene Ontology annotation, cellular component: cytosol. The transcript has 18 exons. Gene Ontology annotation, molecular function: 3',5'-cyclic-AMP phosphodiesterase activity. Bases 92 to 2500 code for a protein of 802 amino acids. Gene Ontology annotation, biological process: oocyte maturation; positive regulation of oocyte development. The record is from RefSeq and is a predicted model, not a curated record.